CUCUCGCUGUCACGCGAUAAGUGCGUGCCGUUCUUCGCUGGAUUCGAAACCAACACUCCACGAACACGAAGCCCACCAUAACUUCACCUGCCAUUGUUGUUGACGCGCAUCACGGGCGCGUGGAUUGGAUCCCCCAUUGUAUGUCGACUGCCCACAUUCAACUUGGAGGCUGUACACAAGAAGAUAAUGAUUCCUUUUAUAGGGAAGAAGAGUCUUCAGUUUCAAGGGCUUCCUUCCUUCUCUGCAAAAAUCAGGCCUCCAAAUCUCAUCAGUCACUGUCUUUUCAAGAAAUUUUUUUCUGGGAUUUCAUGUUUGUAAGUUCAUGUGUUGAGUUCCUUUGUUAUUAAGUUUCUUCUCUGUGUUAUUGUGUCUACUUUGUGGGUUUUGUCCUGAUAGUUAAUGGGUAGAGUCUUUUUAUGUGGAAACGUCUAGCUGUACAGAGCAUAGCAAAACUCAUCUGUAUGUUGAUUUAUGGACUGGGGUCUUGUGGGUUUUUAGUUUUUGUGGUGCAAAGGUGUUGUAGUUUAAUUUCGAACUUGGGAUUUCUUCCUUUGCAUAAGGACCUGGAAUGAGUUAAUAAGGAAGAAAUUUGAAGAGGUAGGCCCUUGCGGCUUGUGAUUGGCUCUUUUGAUUGGUGUUUGCGUGUCAUAGACUGAAAAUUAUAUAUUAGACAGGCGGCUUUCUAAGUGUUUUGGAGAGUUUUAUUCUUAAGUCCGACAAGGAAAAUGCAAAGGGUUAGAAUUUCAUCGCAACAGGCCCCAGUACAUAAGCUAGGGGAUUCCCAAAUGACAUUAUCCCCAAAAUUUAGGUUAGCUGUAAUCCAAUCAAAUUUGUUAAAUCCUUCAUUGGAAUUAGAGUUAUCUCUCAGGGGAGAGCCUCUCAUUCCAGGCCUUCCUGAUGAUAUUGCCCUCAACUGUCUCCUGCGCCUCCCGGUCCAGAGCCACGCAGCUUGCAGAGCUGUCUGCAAGCGUUGGCAUCUACUUCUUGGUAAUAAGGAGCGGUUCUUUACCCGAAGAAAGGAACUAGGCUUCCAAGACCCUUGGCUCUUUGUCUUUGCAUUUCACAAAUGUACUGGAAAGAUUCAGUGGCAGGUUCUUGACCUUAAUCACUUCUCUUGGCACACCAUUCCAGCAAUGCCUUGCAAGGAUAAAGUUUGCCCCCAUGGAUUCAGGUGUGUUUCCAUCCCCCAUGAGGGUGCUUUGUUUGUUUGUGGGGGUAUGGUAUCUGAUGUAGAUUGCCCACUUGACUUGGUAUUGAAGUAUGAAAUGCAGAAAAACCGUUGGACUGUUAUGAGCCAGAUGAUUACUGCUAGGUCAUUUUUUGCUACUGGGGUCAUUGAUGGUAUGAUUUAUGCGGCGGGUGGAAAUAGUUCGGAUCUCUUUGAGCUUGACUUGGCUGAGGUUUUAGAUCCUGUUAAAGGGAUUUGGAGCCCCAUUGCAAGCAUGGGAACAAACAUGGCCUCUUAUGAUGCAGCAGUUCUCAAUGGAAAGCUUCUUGUCACUGAAGGCUGGUUGUGGCCUUUCUUUGUCUCUCCCAGGGGUCAAGUUUAUGACCCAAGAACUAAUAAUUGGGAGAAUAUGGCUGCUGGCCUGAGAGAAGGCUGGACUGGCUCUAGUGUAGUGGUUUAUGGACACUUGUUUGUUGUUUCAGAGCAUGAAAGGAUGAAACUUAAGGUUUACGACAUGGAAUCAGAUAAUUGGGAAGCAGUAGAAGGCCCUGCUUUGCCAGAGCAGAUUUGCAAGCCUUUUUCUGUGAAUGCCUGUAACUGCAAGAUCUAUGUUGUUGGUCGGAACCUUCAUGUUGCUGUGGGUCAUAUCUGGAGGCUGAAUCAAAAGGGUAAUUGUGAGAAAAACUGGAGCUUUGGUGUUCGAUGGCAUGUGGUGGAUGCUCCAGAAGCCUUCGCUGACUUGACACCCUCCAGCUCUCAGUCUCCAGACUUAGGUUCUUCAUUGCUUCUCUUCCCCACGAGGCAACGUUUCAUCAUUUCCCUCUGCUUUGGAUUGGAUAUUGUGGUGAGGAGUCCCUCUUGGAAGGCAAUGUAAAAGAGGCUGAAUAGGAAGAGUAGCUUUCAGUGGAGUCGAGGAUCAGAUAUUCCAUCUGUUUGGCAACAAAGCAAUAAGCCAUGUAAUUCGCUUCACCAUCACUAUCAAACGUGAUUCUUUAGCGAGUGCUCUAAUUCUUGCCGUGUCUAUCACGUUUCCCUACGAAUAUGCCAAUGGAGCCAUCGAGCGGGGUUCCAAAUGCACGUCAAAUCAUGUCUUGGAGUAUUGAUAGGCGCUACUACUAUUGAUAAGAAAACGUUAUCAUACCGAAUAGCUACUGAACUGAAUUCUAUUCUAAAUCUGGACCUACUGAAUUAAAUUUUAAAUCUAUGAUUAAAGACGGUUUGGGAGUAUUUUAAGAGGGUCCAUAUGUCUUGACCUAAUGAAAAAAGGAAACUUGGAUGGAGGUUCAAUUUGUCAUGCCUCUUGUGCCAAUUUUAAA
This is a messenger RNA of Vitis riparia (riverbank grape), 2484 nucleotides long. Its product is annotated as F-box/kelch-repeat protein At1g30090. The transcript has 2 exons. The record is from RefSeq and is a predicted model, not a curated record. Gene Ontology annotation, molecular function: protein binding. Lineage: Eukaryota; Viridiplantae; Streptophyta; Magnoliopsida; Vitales; Vitaceae. Bases 726 to 2042 code for a protein of 438 amino acids.